Messenger RNA from Nicrophorus vespilloides, 1109 nucleotides. Its product is annotated as odorant receptor 4-like. Gene Ontology annotation, molecular function: olfactory receptor activity; odorant binding. Gene Ontology annotation, cellular component: plasma membrane. The transcript has 6 exons. Gene Ontology annotation, biological process: detection of chemical stimulus involved in sensory perception of smell; sensory perception of smell. The record is from RefSeq and is a predicted model, not a curated record. Lineage: Eukaryota; Metazoa; Arthropoda; Insecta; Coleoptera; Silphidae. Bases 1 to 1080 code for a protein of 359 amino acids.
AUGGAGACAGUCUAUCAGAACUUUUACGAAGUCACCGAGUUUGAGAUCAAACAGUUCACGUUUACUGGGCUGUACCCAUUACUUUGUUCCAUGUUUGUAACUCUCGCAAAUACCGAUGAUUUAUCAAAAGUGAUAGACAUUCUUUAUUAUUUGUUAACGCAUAGUACUUACCUUUGUAAGCUUUAUAACUUCAUCAAGAAUAGAAGGAAGUUGCUUGAUAUCGAAGAUGUGCUUCAAGAGAAAAUACUAUACAAGUAUUUUGAUAGAUAUGGAAAAAUCUAUUGGCACGAAGUCAUUAGGAAUUGCAAAAUAUUAUCGUACACCUUCAGACUGAGCGUUUUCCUCGUCGUUUUAUUCUACGCGCUCUUUCCUAAAUUCGAUAAAGACCCAGAUCGGACUUUACCAUUAGCAGGAUGGUUUCCAUUGAACAUGGACACAUUUCAUACAGCUAUUUACGCAUUUCAGAUUUUUUGCAUGGCAGUUAGUGCUGGAACAAAUACAAGCACCGAUAUUUACUGCACAAAACUACUGAGUCUCGCCAUUAUUGAGAUCAAAAUGCUAAAGAAUUGCUUAAGAAAUGUGGAUUAUUCAAAUGGCAAUAACGGAGGGAUUAAACCCGAAGAGCUUGGCUACAUCGUUGCCUUACAUAAACAUUUAUUGCAUUACAUCACGGUUUUGGAAGGAAUGUUCACAUAUGGUAUCUUUCUGCAAUUCUUGGCCAGCAUUGGUGUAAUAUGUUUGACUGGUGUCCAGAUGUUGGUGACUGAUCCAAGAAGUGUUCAAUUUAUUCUUCUCAUCGUUUACUUAAUAUGCAUGUUAUGUCAGUGCGGUUUAUACUGUUGGUAUGGAAAUGAAAUAUUAACUGAAAGCAACGGAAUUGCUGAAGCUUGUUAUAUGUCAAAUUGGUACGAAGGUACUACUGAGCAAAAGAAGGUACUUUUUCUCAUAAUGGAACGCUCGAAAAGGCAAAUCGAAAUGACGGCUGGUAAAUUUUUUACCCUCAAUUUGGGCACAUACAUGAUGAUCCUGAAAUCCUCCUAUUCAUAUUUCGCCGUACUGCAACGAGUUUACAAGGAUUAAGGUGCAUAAUGAAAGCGUUUCAACACUUU